AUGGAAAAGAAGGCCCAAUCCAAGCUGGCAGCAGCGGUUCUAGCGGCCGCGAGCCGACCCCGCAAAAAGAAGCCAUAUAUCUACAAGAAGGAAAAAAGCGAGUCGCUCAUCACGGUGUCGCUUGCAAAAGGUGCCCGAAGCAAGAAUGUGCCUGAUUUCGAUCGGUUGGACCGCUUGCUAGGGCUGACUGCUUCCGAGUCAGACAAAAGGGAUGAGUCCUCUGAGAGCCAGACAGAAGCGCACGACGGUCGAGCCACGUUGUCGUCCACUAUAGAAAAAGGCGUAUCGGAAGCGGAUGGUGCCCAAAACAGUGGAAACACCCGAAACAGUGGAAACACCCGAAACGGUGGAAACAGUGCCCGAAACGGUGGAAACAGCACCCAAAACAGUGGUGUCAUUGAAAAAGGUCAAGCCAAUGGCGCCGCAGCUGUGUCCCCAAAGCCCACUGAACCGCCGCAACCGGGCACAUCGCUCGCCCAACUUUUAUCGGGCGACUUCGCGCUGCGACCUUCGCCUGCUGUGCAAGAAAAGUACCGUGGCGCGCACUUCCCGCUACCCCGCAGUAAAAAGACCCUCAAGGCGCGCGUCGAACACCACCUCGACCUAGUGCCUCGCAUUCUCGCGGGCGAUGAAGAGCUCUCAUUUUAUUACACACUUGCCCUUGACCAGCGGCGCCGACUGCGACACGCCCAAAUGACGCUGGCCGAGCGGUGGGAUAUAGGCUGGGACAAGUUUGUAGGCGGUUUUUAUGGGUUGAAGCGCCAGCUGUUUAUCGCUACGCUCGUGCAUUCGCGCUUCGCUGCAGAUUUGGCCCGCUCCACUAACAAAACCAUCUUGUACUGGUCGCCCGACAUGUUCUGCACCUAUGUCUUGGCCAACGAGAUCAUCUUACGCCUCGUGAUGGAAGACAUGGCACUACUGAAGGAAGAUGCAGAGGCAUUGAUGCGGCGCACCGGCGAUUACGGUUGCCAUGUUGCGGAUCACGAAGACCUAGUGGACGACUUGGAUUUUGGCGAGAUGGCUUUUAUGCCAGAGCAAGAAGAAAGCCCGCAGACGAAUUCUUAG
This is a messenger RNA of Clavispora lusitaniae ATCC 42720, 1065 nucleotides long. RefSeq lists its product as uncharacterized. The record is from RefSeq and is a predicted model, not a curated record. Lineage: Eukaryota; Fungi; Ascomycota; Pichiomycetes; Serinales; Metschnikowiaceae.